Molecule: messenger RNA, 2536 nt
Organism: Mirounga angustirostris (Northern elephant seal)
Lineage: Eukaryota; Metazoa; Chordata; Mammalia; Carnivora; Phocidae
Gene: TMCO2
Product: transmembrane and coiled-coil domains 2
Exons: 2
Coding region: 379-933 (184 amino acids)
Cellular component (GO): nucleus
Source: RefSeq, a predicted model, not a curated record
AUUAAAUGUAAAAUUCAAUUCCUCGGCCACACUAUUCACAUUCCAAGUGACUAGUGGCUACCAUAUUGGACAGAGCAGAUAGAGAAUAUUUCCAUCAUUGCAGAAAGUUCUAUUGGACAGUGCUGUGCUACAGCUAGAACUUGCCAAAGAUCAAGGAAAGCAAUAUGACUGAACUGAAAAUCCAGGCCAUGUCUGGUUGGUUUGGAGUGAGAAAGUUCACUGGGUGAGUGGGAAGCAAGCUGACCUUUAGAACAGUGACAUCACAAUGCACAGUUCACUGGCUCUAGAACACCUGGGCUCCAGGCCACUCUCCCUAACUCGUAUCUAGGUUCCUGAAGCUUCUCUACAUGUAGUUCCUGGAGCUGCUGUCUUAUUAAAAUGUCAACAUCUUUUCCUUCAUCUGUCUGGGACAACAUCAUAGAUUAUCUUUCUCUGAGCUCGAUAUGGAAUUGGCUACAAGCAAGUCUUCUGGGAGAGACUAGUCCACCUCAGCAAACAAAUUUGGGUCUACUAGAUAAUUUUGCUCCAACUGUGCAAGUUAUCCUGGGGAUUUCCUUUUUGCUUUUGUUGGGAAUAGGAGUAUAUGCCUUAUGGAAACGAAGUGUUCAGUCAAUUCAGAAAAUAUUGUUGUUUGUAAUCACCCUCUACAAACUUUACAAGAAGGGCUCAGAUUUUUUUCAGGCUUUGCUGGUCAGCCCAGAAGGGAAUCAUCUCCCAAUUCAAGACAAUAAUCUCUUUCUGUCCUUGGGUCUGCAAGAGAGAAUUUUGAAAAAACUUCAGGCAGUGGAAAACAAAGUGAAGGACCUGGAGGGGAUGAUCAUUUCCCACAAACCUGCCACGAAGAGGGAUUGCUCCUCAGAGCCUUACUGCAGCUGUUCUGACUGCCAGAGCCCCUUGCCCACAUCAGGGUUCACGUCCACGUCUGAAAUGUGACAGACUCCAAUCUUUUCCAGAGAAGCACUGUCUUUCCCUCGUGUGUGUGGUGGUGUAUCAAUAAAGAUAGAGAAUUAUAUUGAAAUGACCCUGCAAGGACUGGCUCUCUAUUCAGUAGGGCCCGGCUUCUAUGUGUGUGGUGGGAUAAUGUGGCGUGAACUAGUGGUCAAAAAUGUCUCAGAGAUGAUGAUGCCACUGGGUAGGCUGGAGGCCAUAAACAGCCAUAUAGAAAAGGAGAGCCAAACUGGGAUCCAUGGGAAAAGAAGGGAAAGUGGGUCAGGUAUAUGGCCUUGAGCUCCAUGCUGAAGAGGCUGGGUUAGAUAGAAUAAACACAGCAAAAAAGUGCUGCUGAGGGGUAGUGCUGUGUGCUGUCCUAUAGAGGAAGGCUGGCUCUUGUGCUGGCCUUCAGCCUAAAGGUCUGUCUGCAUUAAUUACCCAGAGAUGGACAAGGAUGGGGUGGACAUAAAGGACUCUUUACUUCUAUCCAACUUUUAUUGAUACUUACUCUGGGCUAAGCAUUAUGAUAAUCCUUAGGAAUCUGUCCUUUGUGUUUCAGGAGCACCCGGUUUGGCUGGUUGGGCAGCUAAUUUCAGAACAAGGAGUUAUAUAUAACACAGUGGAAUCACAUCAUCUUGAACUCAGCUGAAUUCUCCUUUGUGAAUCCCAGCUUGGCAGGGAGGGAAGGAGGCACCUACCCGUCAUUUCACUUGAUGAGUGUGUACUCUGACGGGGGUGGGGGGGUGGCAGCAGAUCAUCCCCUCAGCGGGUGGUUCUCAGAUUCCACAAGCCUUAUAGUGUGUGCAUUUUUGCCACAGUAAAUGUGAUUAUACAGCCAUUGAAAUACUUUGUAAGUAUCUGACACCCAAAUGAAAUACUUCAUUUGUGCAAAGAAAGACACAGUGAUUUAUUGCCAUGCUGAAGAAAAACCUGGCUGUACUAUUCAACAGGAGACAAUAUAACAAUCUCCUUAGUGGCAUCUUCCUAAGGGAUUAUGAGGGUAAUUUUGAUCAUAAUUUUUGUCCAGUGCACGGCAUUAAAAUGCAAUCUCUGUAUAAUACAGUGUACUCAGUGUAAAAACAGGUCGGUGAAUACAGAGUAGGUCCAGGAAAGGCUUUGCUAAGGAAGUGACACUGAGUAGUCCCAUAAAGGGUUACAUGGGCAGACGAUGAAAUGGAAGGUAUUCAUGCUUCACGAAUUACCUUGGAGCCAUAUAAAAAAGAGGGAGGCUUGGCUGGAGAACAGGAGAAUUUCAGGGUGGCUGAAGCACUGGCUAUUUCCUAAGCUACAGUGAAGAAUUUUGGCUUCAGGGUAAGACACUAAUCUCAUCCCAGGUCAGAUUUAAUUCAUGAUGUGGUGAACAGAACAGAUGGAAGUUACCAACAAUGUGCAUUAUCUGACAGUGUGGGUGAGUAGUUUGUUAACUCUGCUGCUGAAGGUGUGCCAUGCAAUCUUUUAAAGUCAAUUUCUCAGGGCACCUGGCUGGUUCAGUUGGUAGCACAUGUGAUUCUUGAUCUCGGGGUCAUGAGUUCGAGCCCAACGUUGGGUGUAGAGAGAUUACUUUUUAAAAAUUUAAUUAAAAGAAAUUUGGAAAAAUUGAAGUCAA